AUGAUCCGAGGAUACAUGAUCAACAGGUCAGAUCUCUCCUUACAUCAGGGAAACGAUGCACUUCAGACAGAUAAUGCGAGAACCACCACUGAAGAAUCCAGGCAAGUUAUGCCAAACCUCCCCGCCUCCACCACCACUACCACCCCCACCAAAAUAUCACUUUUCCUCCUCCUCCUUCUACUCAGCACUCCGUCCUCCGCCGCUGCCUCCACCACCGCCUUCAAUACCCUCACCCCCACCUCUCCCCUCUCCGACGGCCAGUCGCUCCUCUCCCCUUCCAAAACCUUCGCCCUUGGCUUCUUCACUCCCACGAACUCCAACUCCAAUCGCCGCUACAUCGGCAUAUGGUACCGCAGCAUCCCCAACCAUACCGUCAUAUGGGUCGCCAAUCGCCGCAACCCACUGUUCACCACAAACGGUACUCUGUCUCUCACCCCAAACGGAACUCUCCUCAUCUCCAAUGUCAACUCGUCCAACCUGUGGUCAUCCAAUGCCGGACGAGCUGCAAUCAACCCAGUAGCCCGACUCCUCGACUCCGGUGAUUUCAUCGUCGAAGACAAAGACGGGUUCGUAUGGCAGAGCUUUGAUCACCCGACGGACAAGCUUCUUCCUGGUAUGAAGCUGGGUUGGGACAUCUCCAGUGGGAUUAAUAGAAAUCUCACGUCGUGGGCGAGCCCAUAUGAUCCAUCGCCGGGGCAGUAUAGUUUAUUCAUCGACCCGCGGGGAUAUCCGCAGCUAGUUCUUGCAGAUGGGAGCGACUGGAUUUGGCGAGGCGGGCCGUGGAAUGGUUUAAGUUUUUCAGGCUGCCCGGCGGAGGCGUCUGCCGGUGCUACGCUUGGCUUUGAACGAAGAUUCAUUUGGAAUGAGGAGGAAAUGUCGUAUAUGUUCGACGUAGUGGACAAGUCCGUGCUCUCAUAUGUUUACGCUGAUGGCACCGGCGUGGCAGCUCGGCAUUUGUGGCUGGGGAAUGAGACACGCAUUGGAAUUGACGGGGGUGCCCAGAGGUGGAGCCUCUACUGGGAAGCCCCACAGGACCCCUGCGACUACACGGAAGUCUGCGGUUCAUACAGCAUAUGCAACGCCAACAACAUCCCGCUCUGUAGCUGCUUAACUGGUUUCAAGCCGUCGGAUCCGGCCGGCUGGGCUUUGAGAGACGGAGCCAAAGGCUGCAAGAGAAUGACGAAGUUGGAUUGCACCAACGGCACUGAUGGGUUCUUUGUGGUUAAUGGAGCCAAGCUGCCGGACACGGCGGAGGCGACAGUCAACAGGGAAUGGUGUUUAAUGAAUUGCUCGUGCACGGCGUACGCAAGCACCAACGUCAACGUCAGCGCCGGCGGCGGCGGGAGCGGGUGCCUUAUAUGGUCGGGAGAGGUAAGGGAUCUCAGAGUGUUUCCAGAUGCAGGGCAGAAUUUGUUUGUGAGGUUGGCAGCCGCCGAUAUACCUCUAACAGAGGAACGUUCUCCAAUUAGUUCCCAGACAAUACUUGAGAUAACUAUCUGUUCUGUUUCCGUGGCUGCGUUGAGUAUUGCAGUGGUUUUUUGCAUCUGGAAAUAUCGGAGCAAAAGAAGGCAAAAGACAUCUUAUCUAGAUGAUCGUGUCUGCAAGAAAGUUGCAGCUGGAGAAACAGAAAUAGCCGAGCUUCCUCUGUUCGAUAUUGACUUCAUCAAAGCUGGAACCAACCAUUUCAGCAACGACAACAAGCUUGGAGAGGGCGGGUUCGGUCCUGUUUAUAAGGGUAUACUUUAUGAAGGGCAUGAAAUAGCAGUAAAAAGGCUUGCAAAGACUUCAACACAAGGGAUUAACGAGUUCAAAAAUGAGGUGAAUUUGAUUGCCAAGCUUCAACACAGGAAUCUGGUUCGCCUUCUGGGUUGCUGCAUUGAAGGGGAGGAAAGACUGAUAAUAUACGAAUACAUGCGGAAUAAAAGCUUGGAUGCAUUUUUAUUCGAUAAAGAGAGAAGUGUUCUUCUGGAUUGGGAAACCCGUUAUCACAUAAUCUUAGGCAUUGCUCGUGGCUUGCUCUAUCUCCAUGAAGAUUCAAGACUUAAAAUUAUACAUCGGGAUCUUAAAGCUAGCAACAUUCUUCUUGACAACGAAAUGAAUCCAAAAAUUUCAGAUUUUGGGAUGGCAAGAAUUUUUGGCAGGCAUGAAACAGUAGUGAACACUGCAAAAAUAGUUGGUACAUAUGGAUACAUGUCUCCUGAGUAUGCAAUGGAUGGCAUCUUCUCUGUUAAAUCAGAUGUGUUCAGCUUUGGAGUUUUGGUAUUAGAAAUCAUUGCCGGAAGGAAAAACAGGGGGAGAUAUACCAUCGAACAACAUUCAAACCUUGUCGGUGAGGCAUGGAGCUUAUGGAAUGAAGAAAAGGAAGUGGAACUUCUUGAUGAUUCCAUCAGGAAUUCAAUCUCUUUGAUAGAAGUUUCCAAGUGCAUAAAAUUGGCUCUCCUUUGUGUUCAAGAACAAGCGGAAGAUCGACCAUCAAUGUCCUAUGUUGUUCUCAUGUUGUGCAGUGAUAUUGCUUCACUGCCAGAUCCAAUACAACCAUAUUUUUUGACACCAAGACACUCAAUUAGAUGGGGUGAAUUGCAUCCGGAGAGAAGGGAUUGGGAGACUUCAAGUGAUAUCACAAGCAGCUUCGAAGGCCGAUGA
This is a messenger RNA of Phalaenopsis equestris, 2643 nucleotides long. RefSeq names its product G-type lectin S-receptor-like serine/threonine-protein kinase At4g27290. Gene Ontology annotation, biological process: protein phosphorylation; recognition of pollen. Gene Ontology annotation, molecular function: protein serine/threonine kinase activity; ATP binding. The record is from RefSeq and is a predicted model, not a curated record. The transcript is spliced from 9 exons. The coding region runs from base 1 to 2643 and encodes 880 amino acids. NCBI's taxonomy places the organism in Eukaryota, Viridiplantae, Streptophyta, Magnoliopsida, Asparagales, Orchidaceae.